Puccinia graminis f. sp. tritici CRL 75-36-700-3 is the source of this 4943-nucleotide messenger RNA. RefSeq lists its product as uncharacterized. NCBI's taxonomy places the organism in Eukaryota, Fungi, Basidiomycota, Pucciniomycetes, Pucciniales, Pucciniaceae. Gene Ontology annotation, molecular function: mRNA binding. The transcript has 13 exons. The coding region runs from base 308 to 4492 and encodes 1394 amino acids. Gene Ontology annotation, biological process: nuclear division. The record is from RefSeq and is a predicted model, not a curated record. Gene Ontology annotation, cellular component: cytoplasm; nucleus.
UGUGCUGCUUACGCAAUCGGGCGCUAUGGGUUAUGUGUUGAGCCCAGCGGGAUGCUUAACUAAUCAAUCCUGGAUCGAGUCGAUGACGGAGUGGCCUGUCUCCAGUUGACCGUCUCGCCCGAGAAAACCCAAAGACCAACCACGUAGCAACAGCAACUGUGAGGGCGACCACAUACAUCCAUAGGACGCUGAAGGAGAAGACAACGAACGAAGGACAACGGACAGCACAACCAGCCAGCCCGAUAAGAGACAAGAGCCUCCAAGAGUCAAUUUCGAAUCGACCACAUCAUCAUCAAUCCCAUCGAUCAUGAACGAGUUCCCAACCCUGGAAGCUUCAGCUGGUGCGCCCAAGAAAGCCGAGACUCAUGAGGCUAUCAGAGAAGACCCAGCGGCCCCGCUCAGUUCCGCCGAGAAGCUCAUGCGUCAACACCACCAGCAUCUUUCCUACGAGGAAAUCCGUUCAGCGACCACCAACGGCGAUCAAGACCAUCAAGCGAGCCUCCCCAACGGCAAUGGCAAUCCUGCCAACCAACCUAACAAGAAGAAUCGUGACAAAAAACAGCAACCCGAUCUCGAUUCAGAAACCGCUUUCCCAUCCCUUGGUGCUUCCGCUGCCGCUCCUAAGACUGCUGGAGGUUGGGGCGCAGGUCCGGCCCUUAGCUCUAGGUCUCUCGCCGGAAGCUUCCAAAAGAUUGAUUUGUCUAGCACCAAUCAAUUCACCGAGACCUUAGUCUUGUUGCUAUCUAGUAUUCACAUCGGCCCCGUCCCCCCACAGUAUAGAGAAAAAGGUCCCCGAGCGGCUGGUGAGAAACGUGAAGAAGAUCCCAAGACUUUGCCAGAUGUUCUUCGAGUGAUUCAUAAGAGACAUCCAACGGUCGUCGUAGAAUCAUCUACGUCCAGAGAUCGGGUCACCAUCAUCUUCCGAACUCCGUUCGUCUUACCAACACCCACCUCGUCGACCCCUCCACUGAUCAGAGCCGCAUCCUCUUUGCCCCCCGAGGAGCGGAUCAUCCGAGCCCGCCAAGAGUUGAUCACUCGCGUGACCAGAAAGAUUGAAAAGGUGCUCAAGAUUCCCGUGUCUGUCAAGCCAUUUGUGAUCGGACAACGAGGCCGCGUCAUGAAAGAAAUUAUCGAGGUCACUGGUGCGAAUAUUAGUCUACCCCCCAAGGAUGGAAAUCGCCCGGUGAACGUGGACUCGCCAGCUGAAGAGACUACCAUCAAUGGUUCAGAUGAGGUCGAGAUGAUAACUAUCACGAUCAAUGGCGAAGAAUCUGCCGUACUGGAUGCAGAAGAUCGAAUAAUGAUGAUCGUUCGCGAACAUACUAACAAAGUCAAUCUCAGGAUCACUUCGAUCCCAAUUGAGUCUUACCCACUUCUGAACAGGAACUCAAAAAUCUCGGAAGUCGUCCUUCGUGGUUUAACCAACGAUCUUAAGAUCAACGAAGAUGAAAUCAACUGUCAAAUUACCAUACCUUCGAUCGAUCAAAUCCUCAAAUCUCAUCCUUCUCAUGUCUGUUUGGCUGAUCCUGAUGGAAACAACAGCUCGCACGGUCCGAAAGGUUCAUCCGCAAGUAAAGAAUCGCUUCCUAUCACUAUAUCUGGUGAUCGAGCGCAAGUUGAAUAUGCUGUAAAGGUAUUGCAAUCAACCUUUGAAAACAUGACGAAGUCUAUUGCCAAAGUGGAAUUAGAGCUUCCCAAACGUCAACACAAGUUCUUGGAUAACCGAGCGAUUGAAGAAAUUCUCGAGUCCACAGGAUCGCUCGUCCUCUUACCCCCAGCGAGUGACUUGAGUGAAAAAGUUGUCAUCCGUGGAGAGAAUAUGUCGAAUGUUCAAGCGCUUGGUCUAGUUGUGACGAAAGCAAAUGCUCAGUCAGUGGAGAGCUUGGAUCUCAAGAAAAUUCACCCGAAAGUGCCGAACCCCUCCACCUAUUCAAAUUCAGUGAUCGCAUAUUUGUCAAUCAAAGCUCACCAGACAAAAUUGAAGCAGAUACAGGAAGAAUGCGCCCCCAGAGGAGUCAAGAUCUAUCUUCCGCUUCGAAGCUCUCCCUUCUCAACUAUUGAUAUCGCCAGCAAAGACGCAGAAUCGAUCAAGUAUGCAAAAGGAAUAGUUGAAACGUACAUCAGAAAUAACAUGAAGCCGGAAUACUUUGUAAACGUUGAAGUUGACAGAUUGUUACAUCGUCACAUCUUGAAAAAGAAAAAUCCCCGCUUGAAAGUCCUCUUAGAUCACAAUGGGAUUGAGAUGAUCAUCCCUCACGAACAUGACCCAUCCUCGACGAUUCUGUUAGUUGCUAGCAAGGCAAUCAUUGGCAAAGAAGCCAAGGCGAGCAAUGAAAACGAGCUGAUCUCAGCACUAUCCAAAGCGAAGGAGGAGAUUUUGAAAUCGGUGAAAGAGUUGGCAGAAAUGAAGACGGUAGAAUUGGAAGUCCCCCAAAAACUGCAUAGUCACAUCGUCGGUCCCAACCAGACUACAUUGAACGUCAUCAUCGGUGAAGAUAAGUUGGUCUCCGUCCAAGUCGGCAAUCCCUCUUCACCUGAUCUCAUCACCAUUCGCGGCUCCAAGGAUGAAGUGGAUAGAGUGGAAAAGGAAAUCCGAAGGAUGGCUGAAGAAGCCAAAGUAACUGAAGCAACUAACUCAUACUCAACUGAUUUCGAGAUAGACUCCAAAGUCGUCAGCCAUCUGGUUGGUAAAGGAGGAGCCACGAUCUCAAAGUUAGGAGAAGAAUUAGGAGUCCGAGUCGUGUUUGCAGAUCAAGUCAACAAUGGACCGUCUCACGAGGCCGACAGCUCCAGUCAUCACAAAAAGCGCAAGAAUCAUCACACAAAAGUUUCCGUCACCGUAUCUGGAAGGAUGGAAAAUGUUGAGGAAGCUAAGAAGCGGAUCUUGAAUCAAGCCGAGCGACUGGCGGAUGAAGUCACCAUAACUUUGCCUGUAGCAGCUGGAUUAGACAGGGGUGCAUUGAUAGGCAAAGGUGGCAUAUAUCUUACACGCCUUCAGGAUACACACAUGGUUCACAUCAAAAUGCCUCAAAGUCGGAAAGAAGACAAUUCUGCGAAUGGCAAUGAUUCGGACAUCACGAUUAGGGGACCUAGAAAGGGGGUAGAGGCAGUAAAACGUGAAUUGAUCGAGCUCAUGGAAUACGAGCGUGAGCAAGGAAACACAGCAUCCAUGGAAAUUUCCACCAAAUCCGUCGCUCGAAUCGUUGGCAAAGGAGGCGCUCAGGCCGACAAGAUCAAAGAAGAAAGUGGACUUCAAUCUUUGGACAUUGAUAAACUCGAUAACGCAGAGGGGACCAGCCGGGUCACUUUGAAGGGCUCCAAGGCUGCUAUCUCAGCUGCUAAGAAACUCAUCAAUACUAUUGUUCAAACUGUGGACGAUGAAUGUCUCGCUGAAGUCAAUAUCCCCAAAGCUUAUCAUCAAGAAUUGAUUCGUCGAGGAGGAGCACGAUUACGUGAGCUCGUCAAGAAGGCUGGGGUGGAUGAAUCAGCAUCCAGAUUUGUACAUUUCCCAAAGGCCAACUCGGAAGGCAACGUCGCCGACAUCGUUCAAAUCAAAGGAGACAAGAACGUCGUCCCGAAAAUCAAGCGUGAAUUAGAGCUUGAAGUGGAGCGUCUGAUCAACCAAGUCACCUAUGGGCUUUUUGUUCCCAAGAACAGUCAACCGAGCAUCAUUGGAAGAGCGGCAAGUGGCCUCAAAUCCCUACAAGACAAGCACAAUGUUACCAUUAUCGCUCCAGGUUGGUCCCAAUGGGCCACGUCUGAUCAACCUAUAAAUCAAACCGAUUUGAAGGAUAUCGAUCCAGAUGAGAUCUUUAAAGUUGUUGGAAGCAAGGAUUCAUGCUUGUCUGCGAUCGAAGAUUUGAAGAGCAAGAUCGUCGUCAAGGAUCGACCCGAGCGAGCACCGGCAUCAAAAAAGACAAUAAUGAUUCCCGCUCAAUACCACCAUGUGCUAAUCCAAAGUGGCCGAUUUAUGCAAGGACUUCCGAGAGCAGUACGAAUCGAUCACGGCAAUCUUUCACUGCCCUCACUUGAACAGGUUGGCGAACCCCUCGCCGACAGUGCUCCAGUACCAUCCAUGUCUAGAAUCGAUGUUGACGAUAGUGACUCUCAAAAUCAACCCGUCAUAUUGAGUUGGCAUGCUGUAGAAAUUAAGUUGAAUGGAAUCUCAGAAGUGCCUUGGAACAUUACGGGCCCAGCCGCGGAAGUGGAGAAAUUGGAGAAGACGGUGAAGAGUCAACUGGAUGUCUGGACGAAGAAGACGGAUGCCGAGGGAGGCAAGCUCUAUGCGGCGACGGUCAAAGUUCCAGUACAUGUGAUGCCGGGGAUCAUUGGCAGAGGCGGGAAUGGAUUGCGCGAAUUGAUCGCAAAGAGCGGUGGUGCAGUCGUCGAAGUCCUUGGAAAAUCCGGCUCGGAUACGCUCAAAGUCAUCGGCACAUCUCAACAGUUGGACGCCGUUAAGGCCUCGUUGAACCAGAUCAGACGAAGAGCUUAGUUCUCCCCACAUAUCUUUUCUCAUCCAUUCAUUUAGAUUGCAUGUUUUUUGUUUGUUUGAAUUUCCUAUACAAUUACCCUCUUGUGGAAUCCUCAAUUGCUUUUUCUUUCUUUCUUUCUUUGUUAAUCGUCGCACUUGAUUACAUCCUUCUACUACUACCUUGUCAAUCAAUCAAUUAUUGACAGAAUCAAACAAAAAAAAGAGGACUAACUCAGGAAAAAAAAAUCAGAUGUCUCAUUACAGUCAAACACGAUUCAAAUUGUUUUGGUGGACUCAAUAAUACGCAUUUGAACUCUUUUGGCAUUAGAGACUAUCUAAGAUCCUGGAUUGUGGAUUUUCACAGGAGGUCAAAGUCUGUGCAAGGAUCAAGGCUGGACUGUCCAUUCAGAUUUUGUUUUUGAUUUAUCUAUAAUGCCUGUAGCCUGAACAGAUUUUCUGCACCUGCAAUCAU